Messenger RNA from Metopolophium dirhodum (rose-grain aphid), 813 nucleotides. RefSeq lists its product as uncharacterized. Lineage: Eukaryota; Metazoa; Arthropoda; Insecta; Hemiptera; Aphididae. The coding region runs from base 1 to 813 and encodes 270 amino acids. The transcript is spliced from 3 exons. The record is from RefSeq and is a predicted model, not a curated record.
AUGCACUUUUUUGGGACUAUAGAAAGAAUAUUUACUAUAUUUUCAGCAUCGACUGCUCGAUGGGGUAUUUUUCAAAAACAUUGCCAUCAAUGGACUGUUAAAAAGUGUUCAGAAACCAGGUGGGAAAGUCACCACUCAAGUGUUAAAGCGAUUAGGUUUCAGGUUAAGGAAAUCAUAGAUGCUUUAGAUGAAAUUAAUAAAACAACUAAUGAUUCCAUGAUAUUGAGUGAAACGAAUUCAUUAACUGCAGAAAUGUGUACUUACAAUUUUUUAAUUAGUUUGUGUAUUUGGUACAGCGUUUUGAAUGAAGUAAAUAUUGUUAGCAAAUCACUUCAAAAUCCACAAACUAAUUUAAAUACAUCUACAAAGUUACUUAAAGCUCUCAAAAUAUUCUUAACCGAGUACAGAAAUAAUGGUUUUAAUGCGGCCAAAAGAGAAGCAUUUAAAGUGGAUGGUGCAAUAAGUGCAAUAACAAAGCGAUUCGAUCAAAUAAAUACAUUUAAUGACGUUUUUGGAUUUUUGUACGAUGUUGAAAAACUUUGUUAUGUCCCUGAUUUAGAAAUUUUAAAUUGCUGCAAAGAUUUGGAAAUACGUUUGUCAGAUAAUGACAAAAAAGAUUUAAAUGCUGGAGCAGAGAGAACAUUCUCAAAAUUAAAACUUAUAAAAACUUAUUUACGAAGUACCAUGUCACAACAAAGACUUACUGGACUUGCUACAAUUUCUAUAGAAAAAGAACUUUCAGAACAACUAAAUUAUGAAGAUAUAAUAAAUGAUUUUGCAUCUAAAAAAGCUAGAAAAAUUAAAGAAUUAUAA